Papilio machaon (common yellow swallowtail) is the source of this 1458-nucleotide messenger RNA. Its product is annotated as C-type mannose receptor 2. Lineage: Eukaryota; Metazoa; Arthropoda; Insecta; Lepidoptera; Papilionidae. The record is from RefSeq and is a predicted model, not a curated record. The coding region runs from base 161 to 1132 and encodes 323 amino acids. The transcript is spliced from 5 exons. Gene Ontology annotation, molecular function: signaling receptor activity.
ACGGAGUCACGGGCGACAGCUAGUUAUAUAUGUUAGAAGUGGGUUUUCCUGUAUAUUUUGUUGUUGCUUCUUACUCAUUAAUUUCACAUAAGGACUCGCAGCACACGGACGCUUAAACUAUCUGGCUCCGGGACGGCGCCGGAUUAAAGAUAAUAAUAUUAUGGCUGAAACAGUCUAUUAUUUAUUUAUUUUAUUGUUUAUAAAGUCAGUGUUGCAAGCCACUGAUGGACAAAAACAGGAAAAACAUUUUAGAGACGAUUAUACAUAUUUGGAAGAAACGAAUAGCUUUUACAAAAUACACAUGAUGCCAAGAUCAUGGGAAAAUGCAAAGAAAAGAUGUUUGCUUGAAGGCGCGACUCUCUUUUUUCCUGAACUUAGUAUCGAGGCUGACGUUGUUCUUGAUCAUUUAAAAAAAACACUGUCUUUGUCUGCUUCAAUACAUGUCGGGAUAUCAUCGUUACUAACAAAAGGAGUAUUCAUCACAGUAAGCGGAGAUGCAUUACGAGACGUAUACAAUGCUUGGGCUCCCGGUGAACCAAACAACUACAAGGACGAAGAAGACUGCGUGGUAAUGCGCAGCGAUGGCAAGCUCAUGGAUGCUAAAUGUGCCAACAAACUUCCUUUUAUUUGCAAAAAGACUAAAAUAGAAAUGGAUAGGAAAUGGAAUGAAGAAUGUAACAGUCCAUAUUUGGAUUACGAAUAUAAUGAAGAUUUGGGCAGAUGUUACAAGUUCCACUUGUACCCGAGGAGCUGGAAAGACGCCGUAGAGACGUGCGACGCUGAGCAAGCAUACCUAGCCAUCAUCAACUCGCAGCUAGAGGCGGAACAUCUCGUCAACAUCACUGCUAACGCACCCAAAGACAAAAUAAAGGGAAAAUAUAAACGUGGAAUCGUGCAUUUAGGUUUUAUUUACGAUAAAACUAUAGGGGACUGGAAAACAAUUAUGGGCGAGACAUUGGAGCAGGCGGGGUAUGCGGAGUGGGGCAACAACCAGCCUGACGGCGGCGUGAACAUGAACUGCGGCUCCAUGUUCUACAAUGGUCAACUUAAUGACGUCAGCUGUGAAGUUUACAGAUUUUUCUUUAUAUGUGAAAGAGAAAACAUAUUUCGCAGUAUAUUGAAUAACAAAUAGGGAGUUCCAUGUUGAAGUGUAAAUAAAACCUUAAUCUAUCUGUAAUGAAGUUUUAACAAAUUAUAAAAUAUGAAACAAUUGGAGUUACAUUUUAUAAACUUAACGGCACGACUACUUGUAUAAGAUUUUCAGAAUUUGUCGGUACCAUGUGGUGAUUUAGGUUACAAAUUAUGCAGUGUCAGCGUAUGAGGCUUAGGUAAUAAAAUUACAAAGAUAAUCAGAAACUAAAAUAAAUCAUGAACUAUUUAAAAAAAAAUUAAAGUAUUUAGUAAGGAAAUAAAUGAUCCCAAAUAUGUUCGCAACUUCGACAACGUGUAACGAAGCGA